Messenger RNA from Camelus dromedarius (Arabian camel), 2877 nucleotides. It is a transcript of the gene TMEM185B, whose product is annotated as transmembrane protein 185B. The record is from RefSeq and is a predicted model, not a curated record. Bases 499 to 1551 code for a protein of 350 amino acids. The transcript has a single exon. Lineage: Eukaryota; Metazoa; Chordata; Mammalia; Artiodactyla; Camelidae.
GCUCACUCUCGCCUCCCGCCGCCGGCGCCGUCAGGAAGCGUCUGCCCGAGGUCCCGGCCCGCUUGCUGUGAACGGGCCGGCCGGGGAGUCAGCAGCACGCCAGGUCCCCGGCCGGAGUCACCCUCCCCGUCCCCCUGGCGCCACACGCAAUAGCUGCUUUCCAAAUGGGUAUGGAGUGAAGGCGGGCGGUGGCGGGGCCGAGGCAGCGCCCGGCUCCUGGUCACCGAGCCGCCCCGGGCCCCGCGGAUCGCUGGGAGAGCGCGGGCGCGCACGCCACGCCCCACCGCGCUUCCGGCCGGCCCACGUGACCGCGCGCGCACGUGUUCCGGUCUCGGCGCUGCAGGCCGGAACCUCCUCCUCGCCGGCGCCCCGCGGCUGCCCACCUAGAGGCGACGCAGGCCGGGCCGGGGAGGCGGCGGGCCCGGGAAGCGGCGCAGACGCGGCGCCUGCCGAGCGGGACUGAGCAGCAGGCCCGAGUGGGCGAGCAGCUGCUUCGCCAUGAACCCCAGGGGCCUGUUCCAGGACUUCAACCCGAGUAAGUUCCUCAUCUACGCCUGCCUGUUGCUCUUCUCCGUGCUGCUGCCCCUCCGCCUGGACGGCAUCAUCCAGUGGAGCUACUGGGCUGUCUUCGCCCCUAUAUGGCUGUGGAAGCUCCUGGUCAUCGUCGGCGCCUCGGUGGGCGCGGGCGUUUGGGCCCGAAACCCUCGCUACCGCACAGAGGGGGAAGCCUGCGUGGAGUUCAAAGCCAUGUUGAUCGCCGUGGGCAUCCAUCUGCUGCUGCUCAUGUUCGAAGUCCUGGUGUGCGACAGAGUGGAGAGGGGGACCCACUUCUGGCUGCUGGUUUUCAUGCCACUCUUCUUCGUAUCCCCCGUGUCCGUGGCCGCCUGCGUGUGGGGCUUCCGACACGACCGGUCCCUCGAGCUGGAGAUCCUGUGCUCUGUCAACAUCCUGCAGUUCAUCUUCAUCGCCCUGAGGCUGGACAGGAUCAUCCAGUGGCCGUGGCUGGUGGUGGUUGUGCCGCUGUGGAUCCUCAUGUCGUUCCUCUGCGUGGUGGUCCUCUAUUACAUCGUCUGGUCCCUCCUGUUCCUGCGCUCCCUGGAUGUGGUUGCCGAGCAGCGAAGAACACACGUGACCAUGGCCAUCAGCUGGAUCACGAUUGUCGUGCCCCUGCUCACUUUUGAGGUUCUACUGGUUCACAGGUUGGACGGCCACAACACAUUCUCCUACAUCUCCAUAUUUGUCCCCCUUUGGCUCUCAUUAAUCACUUUAAUGGCCACCACAUUUAGGCGAAAAGGAGGCAACCACUGGUGGUUUGGUAUUCGCAGAGAUUUCUGUCAGUUUCUGCUUGAAAUUUUCCCAUUUUUACGAGAGUACGGGAACAUUUCAUACGAUCUCCAUCACGAAGAUAGUGAAGAUGCCGAAGAAACGUCACUUCCAGAAGCUCCUAAAAUUGCUCCAAUGUUUGGAAAGAAGGCCAGGGUAGUGAUAACCCAGAGCCCUGGAAAAUACGUUCCCCCACCUCCCAAGUUAAAUAUUGAUAUGCCAGAUUAAACUCGUCUUCUUGGGAGUGCUCACAAGUGGACUAGAAACCAUACACACACACACAAAAUCCACCCUACUUUGGCCUCUUUUGCUCAUCCAUCCCAAACCUGGAACUGAAAUCAGGCUCCAAACAUCAUUUCAUGCCUUGUUUGAGAUUGAUGCCUGUCAGUGACUCCUCAGUAUUCACCAUAGAUGUAGGAGGUUAUUUUAAUAUAUGGCCGUGUGUGCGUGUGCUGUGCGCCCAUGUGUGAGGAACUUGUUUUCCAGGCUGGUGUUUGAAUAGCUGACUGAGAGCAGUCAAUUGAAUUGUUUUAGCAGGUCCUCAAACCACACAGCUGGGGAUUUGUAAAGUGGUACCAUACCUAUCAAAAGUAUUGUUUUGAAAAGUAUUUUUAUACACUGCUAGCUUAAAAUUGUAUUUCAAACUGUGCCUGUUGUGAUAUAAUCAACAGCAAGUGUUAAGAAUUCUCUCUCCCACCACUUGCUUAUAAAGCUCAUAGUUGUUAUUUUUGGUGUUCCUACUGUUAAAAUAGUUUUUCUUUGGGCUUUACUGAUGCUGGUCUUCAAUAGCAUAAUAGAUGAAUUUUUCUAAUGCAGUGAAUCCAUAUUUAUAUGAAAAUUUAGCAAUGUAAUAUAUUAUGUUGAAUUCUAGUUCUGUGCAGUACAGUGUAUUAUGUUAAAGUAUUUUUUUAAGUUUACAUGUGAAAAUAUAUGUCUAUUGCAGAUGUUGUUAAAGACUGCUUAAAACAUGAAUGUGUACCUAGUGUGGGAUCUUAUCAAAGUUCCAGGCAUGAAUACAGGGAUCGAAAGUCCCAAGGAUCUUAAUAUUCAGGUGUUAGAUGACUCAGUCUGUACAGUUUUCAGGUCUCUCUUGGAAGGAGCCACCAUCCUUUGGGAACAGGUGACAGGCUCCAGUGUGGUUCCAGACCAUAGAGUGACACUGGUAUUUAGCACCUUGAAUUUUUCCACACAGGCAAUGACAUCUCUUCAGGAACAAGCAAAAUAAGCAGCGAGUGGUUUGUCCCAUUUCUAAGAUGCUUAGAAUCUUAGGUGGCCAUAAUAUAAAGUGGGGUUUAUACUUGCCAUUGGAAAAGGGGAGAGUGGCCUUUACCAAAAAUGGUUGACAGGAUCGAAUAUUAUUUUAAGGUCCAAACUUCUUGACCUGGCAGCAACAGGGAAAUAAUAGUUCAGAUUAUUUUUUAAAUAAGUACAGCUUUGCUUUAGAUAACUGGUGGUACGCCAGGGAAUCACAAGGGCAAAAACCAGGUCCCGGGAAAGUCAUGGUCUUAUGACUGAGAACAAAUAAAUACUUUCAAAAGGAGGUUAAAACUAAAA